AUGCAUACUCAUCGCAGUGGUGGAGCUGGGCCUAAGAUAGUGCACCGUAAGGCCUUGCGUGAAGCUCGGGCCCAAGAACUUCCAAACAACACAAUCCGUUUCUCUUCAAAACUAAACUCCAUCGAAGUACAAAAACAAGAAGGCUAUUCCAUAGCUGUUCUCCAUUUGGAAGAUGGAACUGCCAUCAAAACAAAGGUAAUUGAAAUUAACAUUAGCUUGGGUCAUCUCAAGGCCCAUGAAUGCAUAGUUGGUGGGAAGAUAAGUGCACGAUGGUGA
Messenger RNA from Ilex paraguariensis (yerba mate), 276 nucleotides. NCBI's taxonomy places the organism in Eukaryota, Viridiplantae, Streptophyta, Magnoliopsida, Aquifoliales, Aquifoliaceae. The record is from the annotation of a GenBank genome assembly.